Funneliformis geosporum is the source of this 726-nucleotide messenger RNA. Lineage: Eukaryota; Fungi; Glomeromycota; Glomeromycetes; Glomerales; Glomeraceae. The record is from the annotation of a GenBank genome assembly.
AUGCCAGGCUGGGAAAAUAGCUCGAGGGGUUAUCGUGGUGAUGAUGGACAAAUGUUUUUUAACACUGUUGGCAAACCAAAUGGCCCAAAAUUUAUGACUGGAAUUGCAUUCCGAGAUUUGAAAAAUGCCUUUUAUCCUUGUAUUGGAAUGUUGUCGCCAGGUGGAUCUGUAGGAGCAAACUUUGGGUUCGGGAUAAAUCACUUGGAUAACAUCGCGACCAUUACAAUAACGUUAGUUACAAGGCGUUCAAUUGGUAUUGGAGCUUACUUAGUAAGGUUGAGACAGCGUACAAUUCAAAAUGAGAGUACUGCACAAAAUGAUUUGAAGGAUUCUUUGGAAGUGAUUUUAGUUAUAUGCCUCCCAAAGGGCUUUACGAUCCAUGAUGGUGUGGGCAAAUAUGAGAUUGAGAGAAAUCCCAACAGUUGGGUUAGUGGAUUCUUUGAUAAAGGUUCCUUUGCUGAAACUUUAAGUAUAUGGGCGAAGUUGGACGAGCAUGUCUUGAUUCUCAUCAGAGUUGAUGAUGGAAAGCCGGACAGGAUUUUUGUUAAUUGGCGUGGAUUUUCAGGUGGUCAAAGGGACAUGUUUAAAGAGAUUCUAAAAUAUGUUUCUUAUAUCGUGGAUCAAUUACCAACUACAAGCAGCCUAGCUGGUGUACUUGAACCCGAAGGGAUUGUAGAAAUCAAAUUGAGAAAGCCACAAUUUCUCGCAACAAUAGAAAUAGAUUAA